Molecule: messenger RNA, 562 nt
Organism: Drosophila santomea
Lineage: Eukaryota; Metazoa; Arthropoda; Insecta; Diptera; Drosophilidae
Gene: Blos3
Product: biogenesis of lysosome-related organelles complex 1 subunit 3
Exons: 3
Coding region: 75-515 (146 amino acids)
Cellular component (GO): BLOC-1 complex
Source: RefSeq, a predicted model, not a curated record
GCUGUUUUAACUGAUCUGGCAGCACGGUAAGAGCUGUAAAUAAUAAUUGUUUACAAAAGUAUUUGAUUAGCUAUAUGAUGGCUGAUUUGGUGAGCGGGGAAGCCUCUGAAUCUGAUGAGGAACUGCAGGACAAGAAUAAGAUUUUUGCUGCAGAAGUUUCGGGCGAAGCAUCCGAAGAAGAGGAUGAUGAAGACAUUUACGAGCAACGUCGAAGCAGCAACCAGGUCAACAGCACGGCCUCCAUUUACCGGAAUAAUCUGCUCCAGCGGAAGCUAAUUGAAAACAACAUUGCCAUUUGGAGAUCUCUUACCGCUUUCACACGCAGCUUUGUGUUGAAUGCCUCAAAGCAGCUCGUAACCACUGAUCAAAUGCUCAUCAAGUCCCAGCUUAGUCUUCAGUCGGCCCACACAUCUCUCCAGCUGGCCCAGAAGAACGCGCAGGACCUGCAAACCAGGGUGGCUGCCGUGAUUACCAGCAACUUCCUCCCGCACAUAAACAUUCAUAAGGCAACCUGACAUAGACAUAUGCUGUAUUUGCUGAUAAACGAUCAAAUCUAGGCUAA